Pogoniulus pusillus (Red-fronted tinkerbird) is the source of this 1195-nucleotide messenger RNA. RefSeq names its product translocase of inner mitochondrial membrane 21 (gene TIMM21). Lineage: Eukaryota; Metazoa; Chordata; Aves; Piciformes; Lybiidae. The transcript is spliced from 6 exons. Bases 183 to 869 code for a protein of 228 amino acids. The record is from RefSeq and is a predicted model, not a curated record. Gene Ontology annotation, cellular component: TIM23 mitochondrial import inner membrane translocase complex. Gene Ontology annotation, biological process: protein import into mitochondrial matrix.
ACCCCCGGGAGCUCCGCCAGGCGGGUAAAGGGUAAUGGAGGCUGCCGAGGUGAGGCGCUGGCUGCAGAGCCGCUGCCGGAGCGGGAGGCUGCCCUGAGCCUUCCCCGAACGGGCUCCCGGGAGAACGGUGCCGAGCGACGGCGACUCUCCAUCCGGGUCGGCCGCGCUCGCCGGUGCCCGGCAUGCUGACCGCCUCCCUUGCGCGGGUGCGGGCCUGCCGGGGGUGGCGGCGGAUCGUUGCCGGCGGCUGGGCGCUGCUGGGGCCGGAGCCGUGCCCGGGGUGGCGGCGGAGCAUCGGGACGCAGGGCGGGGGGCUGCGAGCCGAGAAAGCCGGCGGGGAGAGCAAACAAGUGUCUGUGCAGAGGGCCCAGCGAGGGGAGACUCUGCUGUCGGCUGCUCAGCAAGUGAAGGAAGCUGGCAGGGACUUCACCUAUUUCAUCGUGGUGCUUGUUGGAAUUGGUGUUACAGGUGGAUUGUUCUAUGUGAUUUUUAAAGAGCUGUUCUCUUCUUCUAGUCCAAGUAAGAUCUAUGGAGAUGCCUUGGAGAAGUGCAGAUCUCACCCUGAGGUAACUGCUGUGUUUGGUGAAUACAUCAAAGGUUAUGGGGAGGCAACAAGAAGAGGAAGACGCCAGCUGGUCAGCCACGUGGAGUACAUCAAGGAUGGGCUCAGGCACAUGCGCCUGAGGUUCUACAUCGAGGGCUCCGACGGCAAGCGAGGAACAGUCCACGUGGAAGUCAAAGAGAGCGCCGAGGGAGGCCGCCCGGAGGUGCGCUACAUCGUCGUGGAUGUGGACACCUACCCGAGGAGAACCAUUGUGGUAGAAGACAACAGAGAGCCUCGGGCCAAAGCUGCUGCCUGCCUCGGGUGAUGCUGCUGGGAGCACUCGACAUGAACCCUGGGUGGUGCCAGCUCUGCCUCGUGUCCCCGGGGCUGUGGUAAAGGAAGGACCUUCUCAGGACUCUUCCAGAAUAAUGGAUGCAGGACUGGAAGUGAAGGCAUAAAUUAGAGUAGGGCUGCCAGGAGUGGCAACUUCUCCUGGCUCAUAAUACAGAGUCUAAUGCUCAUGAUGCUUCUGCACACCCAACACUGAGUCUCUCCAGAAUUUGGGCUUGGAUGGAAUGUUUUUUAUCUUCCUUUCCUUGGAUUUCCCACUCAGAUAGCAAUAAAGAAAAUGGUGUUUGAUCUGCAAACAAA